AUACACAGGGAGAAGUUGGCAGAGUCGGGGUUUGGUGUCAGGAGGGAGAUGAUUUAAACUGCACGCUUUAAAAAAAAAAGAAAAGAAAAGAAAAGAAAAAAGAGAGAAGAUCAAAAACGCAGUUAAACUACACUGGAGCGGGACGCGUUAAAGGCGCAGCACACACAAUCUAAACGGAGUCAUGGAGCGUUUUUAUCCUCACAAGCUGUGUGUGUGUGUGUAGCAGCCUAACAACAAACUUCCCUGUUUUUGUUUUUUUGUUUUUUUUGAAGACCGAUGGAAGUCGACAGCUGCUUCGAAAACCCACUGCAUUCAUGUCCGAGGGAUUUUGUUAAGCCACUGAGUUUAGUCAUGGAUGAUCAUGGAUCCCUGCCACAUCCUCGGAGCUCAGGUCUUAGGGUGUCGACCAAAAGCAAGGCCCCAUCCCCACCAGGACUAAAGGAUCCGGAUUCCCCAGGUUUCUCGCAGUGGUACCCAGGCAACUCUCACUUAAACAUGGACCAGAAAGAGAACCUUAUUGAUAAAGACCUCUCUCUGACUGUGGUUCUGCCCGGUGGAGUGGAAAAGAUUACCACUGUUCACGGCAGCAAACCGUUAAUGGAUCUACUGGUGACGCUUUGUGCACAAUAUCACCUGAACCCAUCGGGCCACACUUUAGAACUGGUCACCACCAACAGGAACAACAUCAAGCUCAAGCCCAACGCUCUCAUAGGAACUCUGGACGCGGAGAAGAUUAUUCUUAAACCUAAAGGGGAAGACAAAAAUAAGAAGACGAGUCCUCAAAUGCCUGAGGCCACUGUGCGGAUGGUGAUAAACUACAAAAAGACACAGAAAACAAUACUGCGAGUUAAUCCCAGGGUUCCCUUGACUGAACUUUUACCGGCCAUAUGUGAGAAAUGUGAAUUUGAAGUGGCGACUACAGUUCUGUUGAAAGAUGUCCAAUCACUGUCCCCUUUGGAUUUGUCCUGCACCCUCAACGACUAUGCGAUAAGGGAGGUGUACGCAAGAGACACAAAAGGACAAACUGCUUCUCCCGUGUGUCCGUCCUCACCAAGUCAUGCAGGUACAGUUGUGCCUGGCAAAGAUAAAAAUCAGAAGGAGAAAGAAAACAAAGGCCUCUUCAGCAAGUUUCGAAAAAGCAAGAAAAACUCUGAGCAGGCCACAACAGCCAGCGCCCCGGCUUCUCCCGUACUAGUGAUCAAACCUCGACCACUCAGCAUGGCCUUACCCGGCACAGAUUUGCCUCCGCUCAGCUCCCCCUCGAGCCCCACCGAUGUGCCAAAGAAGAGACGCGCACCACAGCCUCCACUCCUUGUUUCUCAGAGCUUCUCCUCGGAGUUUAGCCCCCGCAGGAGAAUCCACUCUGAACCGAACUAUCAACCGGACAGUGACCAGAUGGCUGGUCUAAGUCGUGGGUCUUCAGCAGAAUCUUCCCUGAAAAGAACCAAACGCAAGGCUCCCGCACCUCCUGUUGUCCAGGACUCAGUUGGUGCAGAUGAAAAUACAGGAGGUGCAGCAGCAGCAGCAGCAGCAGCAGCGAACACACUGGAGGAGAUUAUGGAGCAGGAGGAGACGACUCCCUCUAUAAUGCCCACUACUGCUAAUGCUAGUGAUACCCAGGGAGAGGACCGCAGCAUCAGCACGUCAGCUGAUGUCUCACUGCAUUCCCCGUCCCCAGAUACUGAGAUGUUAAGCACGGUGACAAUGGAGGCCAUUGAGGAAGAUCAGUCUCCUGGUCUGUCCUCAGAUGGCAAGUACGAACUCUGUCAAGUGCAGAGCACUGCAGCUGAUGCUGUACCGCUCAGUGAUGUGAGGACAGCUGCUGGCACAGCCUCAUCUGAACCGGAACAUAGAAAUGGUGGUUUGUGUCAAGUUGAAAAUGUAACCCAACAGCCCGUCUGUGGGGAUUCUGCAAGUGAAAGUACUGCAGGUGAUUGCAGGACCAUAGCCAGCAGCAGCCUCUCUCAACCUGCAAUGCAGGAGGCAGACGCCCAGACGCCUGUUCAGGCAAACACUGAAACCCCCCGGGAGCAGAAUGGCAGGUCGGAGAGCCCAGUGGCCAUCAGCACGUCAUGCCCCGUUGGAGAGGACGCUGAAGUGCAAACAGAUUUCACACCGCUCCCUGUGCCUCCUCAACAACACGCGGACAAAGUUCCCUCCGGAGCCACUGUGCCUUCACUUGAACCACCAGGGAAAAAGGAUAUGGCCACUUUGACGGAUAAGCUGAACCCGCCUGACCUCGAGAAACCUGCCUCAUCCCACGUCUCAGGCACAUCAUGUCAAGACUCGACACCAAGUAUCCCUGCCACAACAAAGGCACCAACUAUUUAUGCCGCAGACUCUGAGCCAAAACCUAAGCCUUCCAAUGAGCUGACUAGGGACUACAUCCCCAAGGUGGGGAUGACAACAUAUACUAUUGUGCCUCAGAAAUCGCUUGAAAAACUGCGAUAUUUUGAAGUCGCUUUGACACUGGAGGCACCGCCUGCAGCUCCAGAGGAGACACUUGAUAUUGGUUCUCUCCACUUGGAGGAGAGUGCAGCACUAAGUGAACAGAUGGGCGAGUCAAAGGAGAAAACAGAGCUGCAUCCUACUGUACCCAGGAAAGACUUACUGAUAAGCACUGCUACUACUCAAGACACUGUUAAUAGAAGUACACCAGACUCUACUCAUCCCUCAUCACCCGACGGUUCACUUAGAGCAGAUGACAAGAUCUCAUCCUUUGUUGAUGUGGCGUCUCAAACAGCAGCAGAGGUCAAGGAAAUGAAAAUUCCACCCGCAACUAAACCUAAGCCUGGUUCUUUCCGCUUGGCACAGCACAAAAAAACACCUGGGUAUUAUGUAACUUCAGCAGCAGACAAAAGUUCAAGUGCUAGUCCUGGCCCUGGCCAGAGGGAGGCUCCUGGAAGUACACUGAGAGCAAUGUCACCACCCCUUCCUCCCUCACCUCCAGUGCAGUGUCGAGAAGAGAUGACAGGGGCCACUAACAUCCAGCUGAGCCCGAAAGAGGAUGACAAGAAUGUAGCCACGCGAAUGACCAGGCAAAGCAGUUUGCCGUGUAAAGAGCCAAGUUUGGGGUUAAGCCUGGAAAAAUUAAGAAGCUUUGCAAGCCCUAGGCCCUAUUCUCCUGCAACCCCAACCCGCUUUGCCCAGGCAGUGUCAUCUGCUGUGAAAAGGAGCCAGUCCUUAUCCCAUGGCCCGAGCUCACCUCGCACACCACCGUUCUCUCCAAUUUCAAGUCGCCCACAAGUCAUAGACACCAAAGGAUUGUCGAAGCUCAAGGAUGGUGGAAACAGAGAGGCGGAUGGUGACAAAGGCUCUAUUCUGUUGGGAGCAGAGGGUGAAGCACCAUCUUUUACUGAGGCUGUUAAACUGGAAGGAGAGAGCAGCCCAUAGCAGUGCCUUAACACUUCUGACAAUCUAUCAUCUACUGAGUAGCUAAUCCUGUCCACUUAAGGUUCUCCAGGACCCUUUAAUUCCCAUGAGGCAGAAGCAGGGACUGUCUUUUGUUUUACCUCUUUUGGUAGAUUUCGAUGGUGUACACAAAUAAGUUUAUUUUGAAAAUUAAUAAUUGCUGUAUAUUGGUUUAUUUCUCACACAUCUUCCUGAGCAAUGUCCCUGGCUGAUAUUUGUAAUGCUUUGCUUUUGUUUUGUCUCACGAGGACAAUUUUGCAUUUAAUGCAUCGUGGCUGUGAGUGAACAGGAAAAUUAAUUUAGAACAAUUCUAUAAAUUAUUUGACUGAUUUUCUGUGUUAUAAUAAUAUUGGAUUGAUUCACAAAACGUAUUAUCUAAAUAAUACUGGGACAGGUGUGACCUAUGGUACAUAAAUGCUCCAUAGACUAUACAUGGAAUUUAUAUUUAAGUAUUAAGGAGUUUUGAUUAAGCUAUGCAGAAAAACACUGUUGUGCACAGCCCACCUGUUGUUUCUGUUGGUGUUAUGAAUAAAAAUCUUUUUUUUAAUAUA
Molecule: messenger RNA, 3962 nt
Organism: Solea solea (common sole)
Lineage: Eukaryota; Metazoa; Chordata; Actinopteri; Pleuronectiformes; Soleidae
Gene: cobll1b
Product: cordon-bleu WH2 repeat protein-like 1b
Exons: 14
Coding region: 277-3393 (1038 amino acids)
Molecular function (GO): actin monomer binding
Source: RefSeq, a predicted model, not a curated record